CACAUUAUUGGGGAUCGUGGUGAGUGUCGCUGAGGUAUUACCACUGUAAACCGGCUGGCUGUCAGUGACAAGUAGAAGGAGAGAGUUGACGGUACCAAUAUGGCGGUGAGGUUAAAAGCAAUGUUCCAGCCUAAUAUUCAACAGUACGCUAUCGUUAAGGGGGAUAAAGCCACGUUGGUGCAAAGUUUAAUCAACGCCUUAUAACAAUAACAUCUAUCGUGUCUAACUAUCAUUACUAUUAAGCUAUUUAUUUUUGCUAAUGAUUAUCGCGCCACGAGGCUUCCUGAGUUUAUUUCUUCCCAUAAAUUUUUUUAUUUUAGAAAAAAUAAUUAAUAUAUAACCAGUGACGGCCACAAAUAUCUUAAUAAAUAUUUUUGACAUUUAUAAAAUCGUGUGAAUAAUUAAAUAUUUAAAUUAAUGUAAUAUAAUAGAGAAGAAUUAGAUAUAACAAUAACAACUGCAAGUGUAUUAGAAGAUAGUGCUGUGAGUUUUGAUAAGUUACUAAAGGAAAUACUGUCAAGAGUUGUAUAAGGAGAGUAUUUACAUUAGCUUUUUAAGUAAGUAGACUUAGACAAAUAUCAAAUUUUCCUGCCACAAUGUCAAUUGUAAUGCAGUAUGUUGAUCGAUUCCAUGAAAUUCUGGAUAAAAAUGCAGACGCUCGGACGACCAAUUGGUUUUUAAUGCAUUCACCUUUUCCAACGUUAAUAAUAUGCCUGAGUUAUGUUUACCUUGUAAAAGUAUUAGGACCAAAACUUAUGGAGAAUCGCAAACCAUUUCAACUAAAGAAAGUUUUGAUCGUUUAUAAUUUAUUUCAAGUUAUAUUCUCAACAUGGAUAUUUUACGAGAGUCUCAUGGGAGGCUGGUGGGGCCACUAUAGUUUCCGUUGUCAACCAGUGGACUAUUCAGACAAUCCAAUCGCGAUAAGAAUAGGAAUGUCCGGAUGGCUGACGGGAGAUUACUCGCUAAAGUGCCAACCUGUAGACUACAGCGACCGACCUCAAGUACUGAGGAUGGUCCAUGCUAGUUGGUGGUACUACUUUUCAAAAUUUACAGAGUUUCUUGACACGAUAUUUUUCGUUCUUCGGAAGAAGAAUAAUCAAAUAUCGACUCUUCACGUAAUUCACCAUGGGUGUAUGCCCAUGUCAGUAUGGUUUGGAGUUAAAUUCACUCCCGGUGGCCAUUCAACGUUCUUCGGUUUGCUCAAUUCAUUUGUCCACAUCGUCAUGUACACUUACUACCUCUUAGCAGCUCUUGGACCCCAAGUACAACCUUAUCUCUGGUGGAAAAAAUACCUCACAGUCUUCCAAAUGAUACAAUUUAUAGCCGUUAUGAUCCAUGCAUUCCAGUUACUCUUCAUUGAAUGUAAUUAUCCAAAAGCGUUUGUGUGGUGGAUUGGACUUCAUGCAGUCAUGUUCUUCUUCCUAUUUAAUGAAUUCUACAAGCAACAGUACAGUGAUAAAAAAUCAAGCAUUCAAGCUAAGAAUGCAGCAAUUGCAGCUGCGAACGCUGCUACAAAUAACUGCAUGCCUAAUGGUCUGUCCAAUGGCAAGAGCCAUGUAACUUCUAAUGGGACAAGUUCACAUAGUGGUGCUGAAAAUGAUGUUAAUCUUCGAAAGCCAUACAAGAUAACAGAAUGAUAGGAUCGUCAGAACUAUGUACAAAGAAAAAUAUUCCACAAUUUAUGAGUUUUCAUCCAUAAUUUAUCGCUCGACUUUCUCGGUUAAAUCACUGGAAAAUUAUAGCGUCGAUGCUUCUUUAUAUCUUUUCCAUCUGCUGUGAGAAGAAAGAUCCGCAUUCAUACCUCUUUAUGGAUUUAUAUUAUAGAA
Cotesia glomerata is the source of this 1826-nucleotide messenger RNA. Its product is annotated as elongation of very long chain fatty acids protein AAEL008004. Gene Ontology annotation, molecular function: fatty acid elongase activity. Bases 597 to 1637 code for a protein of 346 amino acids. The record is from RefSeq and is a predicted model, not a curated record. Gene Ontology annotation, cellular component: endoplasmic reticulum membrane. The transcript is spliced from 8 exons. Lineage: Eukaryota; Metazoa; Arthropoda; Insecta; Hymenoptera; Braconidae. Gene Ontology annotation, biological process: very long-chain fatty acid biosynthetic process; fatty acid elongation, monounsaturated fatty acid; sphingolipid biosynthetic process.